Molecule: messenger RNA, 6003 nt
Organism: Poecilia reticulata (guppy)
Lineage: Eukaryota; Metazoa; Chordata; Actinopteri; Cyprinodontiformes; Poeciliidae
Gene: slc38a9
Product: solute carrier family 38 member 9
Biological process (GO): amino acid transmembrane transport
Cellular component (GO): lysosomal membrane
Molecular function (GO): L-amino acid transmembrane transporter activity
Source: RefSeq, a predicted model, not a curated record
ACUUAAGAGCGCAACGACAGGAACUGUGCUAAUAUGCGCUGGGAGAAAUAGCGAAGAGAAGCAGGUCCAGGCCACUUCAGUUCUUGCCAACUGGUUCUGCGGUUCGACAGGUGAUGAGUUGAGGGCUGAAGCCUGGCUGAUUGUUAGAGACCAUGGAGGAUGACUGCAGGCCUCUGCUGGGCCCAGAUCCCACUGGGGAGAGCCCCUCCCACAGAGGCUCAGCUGGGUCACUGGACAUCAGAACUAAACGGCCUUUCUAUGUGGAACCCAGGAACAUUGUAAGUGAUGACCCUCAGGAGAGGAUCUCUGCUGAGGCUGCCAUCCUGAACAGUAGAGUCCAUUACUACAGCAGACUGACAGGGUCCUCUGACACAAUGCUGAGUCCUCCAAACCAUGUGAUCCCCACAGCAGAGGAGAUGUACGUCUACAGCCCUCUCGGGACGGCUUUCAAGAUUCCAGACAGUGAGCAGGCUGUUAAGAACCCCAGCAUUGUCACCAUCUUUGCCAUAUGGAACACCAUGAUGGGGACGUCCAUACUCAGCAUACCGUGGGGUAUUAAGCAGGCUGGUUUCACUCUGGGAAUCAUCAUCCUCAUCUUCACUGGCCUGCUAAUGCUGUACUGCUGUUACAUUGUCAUCAAAUCACCAAAGGCAAUUAGGGGUGUGGACACAUCCAGCUGGGAAUUCCCUGAUGUUUGCAGGUUCUACUUUGGAAAGCUUGGCCUGUGGUCCAGCUUGGUCUUCUCCUUGGUGUCUCUUGUUGGAGCCAUGGUGGUAUACUGGGUCCUAAUGUCCAACUUCCUCUACAACACUGGGCAGUUCAUCUACAACCACGCUCACAACGUCAGCACAUCCGAUUCAGAGUAUGGAACCAAUGGUUCUGACAGAGUUAUCUGCCCAUACCCUAAAACUCACCCUGGAAGAAAUGACUCCAUGACCAGUCUGUGUGGCAGCUCCUCUGGGAAUGACUCAUCUGGGAGCAGCUUUGAUCACUACUGGAGUAAAACCAGCACCAUCCCUCUCUACCUCAUCAUCCUGCUGCUGCCACUGCUCUGCUUUCGCUCUGCCUCUUUCUUUGCCAGGUUCACUUUCUUUGGCACUAUAUCAGUCAUCUAUCUGAUUGUGCUGGUUACAAUCAAAGCUUCCCACCUUGGCUUCCACCUAGAGUUCCACUGGUUUGGUCCGUCCCAGUUCUACGUUCCAGAGUUCAGGUUGUUUUUUCCUCAGCUGACUGGUGUCCUCACCCUGGCCUUCUUCAUUCACAACUGCAUCAUCACAUUGAUGAAGAGCAACAAAAACCAAGAAAAUAACGUAAGGGACCUGUCCUUGGCUUAUCUUCUCGUUGGAGGGACAUAUAUGUAUGUGGGCGUGUUGAUCUUUGCUGCCUUUCCCUCACCUCCUCUCUCCAAAGACUGCAUUGAACCAAACUUUUUAGAUAACUUCCCCAGCAGUGAUGUGAUGGUGUUUGUGGCUCGAGUGUGCCUACUGUUCCAAAUGAUUACUGUCUAUCCUCUGCUGGGUUAUUUGGUACGAGUCCAAAUUAUGGGUCAGCUGUUUGGAAAUCAUUAUCCCGGUUUCAUUCACAUUCUUGUGCUGAAUAUUCUCAUUGUUGGAGCUGGAGUUCUAAUGUCCAUGUUUUAUCCCAACAUUGGAUCUAUAAUACGAUUUUCUGGAGCAAUAUGUGGACUGGCCUUAGUGUUUCUACUUCCUGCUUUAGUCCACAUGUUCUCUCUGAGGGAGCAGGGGAGACUCACCUGGCAGUCGGCCUUUUUCCACAGUUUCCUCAUCGUUCUGGGUGUGGCCAACCUGAUGGCUCAGUUUUUUAUGUAGGAAACAAGUAGGCAAUAAUUUAAAGAUGAGAAGAUCUAAUGGAAGGUUUAGCUGCUACCACCUAACUGUGGUGUGGUUUAAAUAUCUGCACAACAAGCUCCAAACAUAUGCAAGUAUUUACAUUCAUAUUUAUUUCAUUAUAUUUUUCAUAUUCAAAUAAAUGUAAAACCAUCAGUUGUUUGAACUUACAUUAAGUAAAAAAUGUUUUGAACAUGUCAAUAUUUUCUCAGUUUAAAUAUUUCAAAUGAUUAACUGGUAGCCUUUAACAAGUUUUUUUUUUAUAACAAAACUAUUUCACAGUUGCAUGAGUGGUAAAUGCAAAGACACCUUCACAAAAAAAAAAAAUCAAAUAAAAUCACUUAUCUGUCCAUUUUCCAACGCGCUUUUCCUUCUGGCAUCUAUCUCCAGCGGUCAACGGGCGAGAGGUGGGGUCAUCUUGAACAGGUCACCAGUCCAGCAUAGGACAAACAAUCAUGCACACAUUCAUACCUCAUGAGAAUUUAGAGAGACCAGUCAACCUAAACAUCAUGAUUUUGGACGGUGGGAGGAAGCCAGAGUACCCCGAGAGAACCUACGCAUGGACAUGGAGAACAUGAAGAGUCCAGGCCCUUCUUGCUGCAAGGCAGCAAUGACUCCACCACACAACGAAAAGCUUACUGUUCCUAAACAUAGUCAGUGGUUACAGCUGCAUCCCCCGCCCCCAAAGUUGUAAUGGCUGUAGUGGCCUUUAUUUGACAGGAAAGUGGGUACCGUAGAGAAGGGGGAUGACAUACAGCAAUUGAACCUGUGACAGCUGCGUUGAGGGCUAAGGCCUCCAUUUGUGGGUUGUGCUUAACCCCUGCACCAUCUCAGCACCCCACAGGUGCAUUUUUAAACUUCAAAAGAAUAACUACUGGAAGAAUUGUCCAAGAGCCAAAAACCACUUGCAAAAAGUUGUGGAAAUAGCAGGUGCAGUUUCUCCAGUUAAGCAAUAAGUAAUGCCUUUAAUAGCAAUGACUUCUGUUCACAGUGACUGUACAAAACUUCACCCUGGAAGAACGUCUGCUGCAGAAGAUUUGGACAAGCAUGCGAAAUUCAGAGAGAAGAUAGUCUGGUCUAAUGAGGCCAAUGUAAUCGCUCACAUCAAGUUUAAAGAAAGAUUAGUUUUAAAAAUCACUGGAAACACCAUGCAAAAGGUGACAUUUGCACGUGGAAACAUCAUAGUGUGGGCUCUGUUAUAGCAUCUGGUUCUGGGAGACUUCAUGUAAUGCAAGGAAAGAUGGAUUUACUGGUAAAUUUUUGAUAAGAAUGUGAGAAUGAAACAAAUGUUAAUUUGAAGCAAGUUCCAAACAACCAAGGAAGACAUUUUGUCUGAGACAAUAGGUUCUAUUUCAUGUUUUCAGUCAUACAUUCACUGGUGGAUUGAUUUUCUUUGAUUGUGUUGGUGUAUUACUUGGGUGUAGGUUGUUGCUGAUGGUGAUCUGGUGUUAAAUUUUUCUCAGUGUCCCCAUUAGAAACAUUUAAGCUGAGAAAAAUGUUGACAUGUUUAAUACUAAUGUUACCGGCCUCAUUUUAAUGCAGGCCAACCUUUGUUUAUUUGACUUUGCUUAUGGUGACAUUGGAAUGAGAUUUGUUAUGUGUCGGCUAAUUCUGACUAUCACCAAACUUUUUGAGGAGCGAUCUUUAUACAGCAAAGUGCCACACAAAGCGGCGCUAUACAGAGAUUAAAAACGGACAGAUGGACAUGAAGGCACAAGAGACUCAUUAGAUAAUGUCAAACUAAUCAGAGCUAUAAUAAAGACUCAAGGGAAUAUGGACCUAUGCGGAGUGUAGAUUAGCAGGAAAAGAAAAUGUAUAUAGACACAAAAUAAUCAUAAAGUAAAUGGUAAACUUUGAUUUGAAAAAAUACCAAUAUAGACAAAUACGUUACAACAACUGCAAAAAUGUUAACUUGUAUAGAAACGACAAAGAACAUAGAUACUUGUAAUGUACUAGCAAUAAUUAAAAACAAUAAACUUUAAGAGGUGACAAAUGGGUAUAAACCAAAACCACCAAACUGAAUGGAUGUCUUUAACAUGCUCUUCAAGAUGUCCAAGCUCUCAGGUGACCUCUGACCUUGAGGCUUGUCCCACAGUAGACAGCCAUAACGAUGCCUCACCUUGUGAUUUAGUUCUCAUUGUAGGUACCAGUGAGAACCACUUCAGAAGACGGAAGCAGUUCUCAUAAAUGGGGUGGGCUAUAACAUUACGGCCAUUAUUAAGUUUUAAAUGCCACUAAGAACACCUUAAAAUCAAUUCUAAAAUGCACACCAACUUUAAAUACAAACUUUAAAGUUGCCGUGAUGUGAGCUCAGCUUCUGGUCCUCGACUAGCAGAGUUCUGAAUUAGCUGUAAUAGAGCUAAGCUUUUUCCAACAAGAUCAGGAAGCAGAGUAUUACUAUAAUUGAUUGUACUGGCUGUAAAGGUGUGAAUCAAAGUUUCUGUAUUGGACUAUUAGAGAAAUGGUUACGGUCUUGCAAUGUUCCUCAGAAGAUGAAAAUAUGUUUCUAGUGACAUUCUUGAUAUGGUUUCAGAAACCAUAGUUUGAAUCAAAUAUGUUUUUCAAUGUUGUCCUAAUUUAGAUAAAGGAAAUUCUCAUAAUUUAAUAUAUAAUAAAAAAAAAAUAAAAUAAAAAAAAAAGGGCUUAAAAGUGCCUGGAUGUAGGCUCAUCAGGACGCAAUAAUAAACGGAGCUGUGUCAUCAGCAUAACUAUAAAAGUUAAUGCCAUGUCUCCUAAUAAUGUAUGCCAACAGUUGAUGGGUGGCAUACAAGGAUUCAAAAUAUUGGGACUCAGUGCUGAGCCUUGGGGGACACCAUAGUGUAAACUACAGUUUUACACAGAUUACUUGUGUAAAACUAACUGCAAAACUGGGAUGCUGCUAGUUUAGUUGAUUAAGGAAAAGCUUCUCCACAUUUUGCUAAAAACACAGCAGAUUAGAAUAGAGACAUUAAGGUUUGUUCUCUUCCCAUGAGGCUUCACAACAGCAGUCUUAAAGACAAUUGUGAAGCCCACUGCCCCGCUCCGUAUGAAAAGAAUAGUUAAUAUUAAAAGCAUCAUUUUGAAAAAGAUGUGGUUUAUAGGGUCUAAAGGAUAUUUUUCUGUUUUAAGUGAAAUAAUUCUGCUUGCCAGUUCAUCAACCAUUCUCCAGUGUUUCCCCACCAUUUAACAAUGACUCAGUGGUAAUAUUUUUAUGCUGGCAUUGAGAUAAAUUAUAUCUUGUAUUGUUUAUGUUUCCUCUGAAGUAGGCUGUGAAAUCUCCACACUUUGUAAUUGUGGAGUUACUGGUGAAUACUGGGGAGGGCUGGUUUGGUUAGUCUGUCAAAAACUGAGAACAGGAUUCUUUGAUUAUUUUUAGUAUCAGAUAUUAAUUUUAAGAAAUAUGAAUGGUUCACUUGCUUGACUGUUAAUGAUUUAAUUCUGGAAAUUGUGGUAAUUUAUUUGCUGAUCUUUCCUUUCUGAUUUUCCCCAUUAUGUCUUUCCCAGAAGAUUUUAUAUUUUGUAUUUCUUGAUAAACUGUUGGAUUUUUUCCAACCAUAAAAUGUAAAAAUUCUAUUUAUGAAAAAGUAUUUUAUCAAGCAAUGUAUGAUUGUUGUUAAUACUGACCAAAGUGAAACUUCAGCUUCAUGAAGUACUGUGGUUUGCUGUCUUUGUGGAGUAGUUUUUCUCCAUCCUUCAGUUUAACAGUCUGGUCUCACUUUUUGGGUUGCAGCUGAUUUCUAUGGCAGAGCUCUUAAAAUGGCUGCUCAGCAGUGAAAACACAGCAGCACUCAGCAGUUGGACAGUGCUCUCAGGCAUUGGUUUUAAUCAGACAAUAACAUUUGGAGCAGUCUGAACGAAGCGCAGAGUUGCUUUUCCUCCUCUGUGGGUUUAAGUCCAAGAUCUUUGCUGUUGGGUUUAAUUCAAGUUAAAUAUAUUAUGAACUUUAUAUUUCUGAAAACUUUGUUCUUACAAAAGGUACAGUGUGUUGACAUUUUUGAAAGAACUUUAGUAGUAUUUAAAGCUGUAACCAAAUGACUGACCGGUAUUUGACAUGCUAAGAUGAUGUCUGUACACAGCAGAUUGUAUCGGCCCAGUAGUGAUGGACAAAGGGAAUACUUGUGUGAAGAUGUAGGAUCUGUAUGUUUGGUAACUUUUAUUAAACUUCUUGUUGAUUUUA